AGAAAUGUGAGGAGUUUAUUGAAGUCAUGAAAAUAAUAAUGACAGCAACAGUAGCACUAUGUGAAGAAAAGUUCCCUACUGCAGGGCUGAUUUUGCCUUUAUUAGGAAAACUGAGGAAGCAUUUUACAAUUUGUGACACUGAUUUGGAAUCUUUGAAAUCAAUAAAAGAGUUGGUUGGCAAGAAUUUAGCAGUAAGAUACACACAACAGGACAUUGUUCAUUUUCUAGAGGAGGCAAGUGCCCUUGACCCUAGAACUAAAAAAACCUCUAUGAUUGAUGAAGAAACAUGGGAGAGAAUUAUCAACAAGUGUAUUACCAUUAUUGCUUUGCACAAGAACAAUAUAAUUGCCAAGCAGGAACCAGGAGUAGUUACUGAUGUUUCUGUCCAACCAGCCCUACCAAGUUUAAAGGAUACACCUAAAGACGAAAAAGACAUUGCUGCUUGUGAGCCUCCACUGAAAAAGUCAGCUUUGUCAUCAUUGUUUGAGGAUGACAGAAGUAACUCAAGUAGAUCCUCCUUUACUAGACAGUGAAAUUGCCAAAAGGGAAGUAGAAAAAUACAGAGCUAUUCCACCAGCAAGCAUGUUGGAAAACUCUCUUCUGUUUUGGAAGGAAAGGAGUUUUGACUUUCCAAAUUUGAUUGUUCUUGCUGAACAAUAUCUUUGUGUUCAAGCAUCCUCUGUAGCCUCAGAAAGGGUAUUUAGCACCAGUGGCGACAUUGUUUCCAGCACAAGGGCCUGUCUGAAACCAGCCCAAGUGGAUGCCUUGGUUUUUCUUAAGAAAAAUAUGGGCAAACAAUGAAAUUAAUUUGUCUUGCAUUGACAAUACAAA
This is a messenger RNA of Ostrea edulis (European flat oyster), 831 nucleotides long. RefSeq lists its product as uncharacterized. Bases 27 to 533 code for a protein of 168 amino acids. The record is from RefSeq and is a predicted model, not a curated record. The transcript is spliced from 2 exons. NCBI's taxonomy places the organism in Eukaryota, Metazoa, Mollusca, Bivalvia, Ostreida, Ostreidae.